UCAGCUACUAAAAGCGCGUACUGCCUAUCAAAUUGCAUCUCAGUCAACUGAAAUUCAAUGCCAAAUGGUACUUCGAUUGCCACGAACACGAGUGGCUGCCCAAAUAUUCGACGAUUCCAAUGCUCCUGAGCCUUCUCACUCCCAUUACAAGAACUGUGUCUACCAGCUCCAGGAGAUUUUUCUUGGCGAGGCGUGUAAACCCGCAGAUGGGUAGUGAAAGCUUAAGUUUGAUUAAGAAAAGGAAGCAUGCCAAUUUUCGGGUUAUCAAUGUUUCUGGAUUUAAGACGGAUUUGAUGGAGAUUCCCAGCCACGACCCUGCAUUACAUGUCUUGUUCAUUCCUGGAAAUCCUGGUGUUAUCUCAUUUUACACUGAUUUCUUGGAGUUACUGUACGAGUCACUGGGAGGGACAGCAUCGGUCACAGCUAUUGGCCAUAUAUCCCACUCGGAAAAGAACUGGGAGUCUGGGAGGUUGUUUUCACUACAAGAGCAAAUUGAUCAUAAGAUAAGCUUCAUAGAGCAGGAACUUCAAGAUGCUGAAGUUCCUAUAGUACUGGUCGGCCACUCCAUUGGGUCAUAUAUAUCUCUUGAAACUUUUAAAAGAUCUCAGGAGAAGGUUGUAUUUUGUAUUGGUCUAUAUCCAUUUUUGGCUCUGAACACUGCAUCAAAAACACAGGCUUUGAUCAGAAGACUUGCAGCGUCUCCAGCUCUAUGUGCUGCAAUCAGUUUCAUGGGAGGCGUGUUGGGUAUGCUGCCAGCUCCGAUUUCUAGAAGACUGGUGAAGAAAACAAUCGGGAAAUCAUGGUCGUCUUCUGCCGUUGAGGUUCUCCGCACCCACGUUCUCCAGUAUCAUACUAUUCGGAAUAUGCUCUUCAUGGCAAUGACCGAAUUUCAGAAGCUGCCAGAAAAAACAGAUUCGGAUUUCAUCAGAGGAAAGAAAAACCAAAUUGCUUUUCUGUUUGGCCUUGAUGAUCACUGGGGUCCUUUGCAUAUACACGAAGAGAUCCGCAAGCAGGCACCCGAUGCACGUCUAGAGGUUGAACGCGAGGGUCAUACUCAUUCUUUCUCCUGCACUGAGGCUGGGUCGGUAUGGGUUGCUCAGCAUGUCUCGAGCUUGAUCAAGAGUUACAUACAAACCGCGAAAAUUUACCAAAGCAGAAUGUGAUUCCGAAAGAUGUGAAAAACUCAAGAUUUCUGAUGCUCAUGAGCCAUUCCAUAUAUUAUGAAUCAGAUCAUCGUACUUACUACUAGAUUUUGUCUAUUUCUCUCUUUUAUACCUAAAUAUUAUCUCUUCAUUUUUAUUAGAACCAAAUAUUCCAAUGCAUUUAAAUUAAUAUCUUGGCCGCCACAAAAAAGGUGGUUGUCUUGUGCCUUC
Sesamum indicum (sesame) is the source of this 1373-nucleotide messenger RNA. RefSeq names its product alpha/beta-Hydrolases superfamily protein. Gene Ontology annotation, molecular function: lipase activity. NCBI's taxonomy places the organism in Eukaryota, Viridiplantae, Streptophyta, Magnoliopsida, Lamiales, Pedaliaceae. Gene Ontology annotation, biological process: lipid storage. Gene Ontology annotation, cellular component: lipid droplet. The record is from RefSeq and is a predicted model, not a curated record.